This is a messenger RNA of Actinia tenebrosa (Australian red waratah sea anemone), 2958 nucleotides long. RefSeq names its product centrosomal protein 43. Lineage: Eukaryota; Metazoa; Cnidaria; Anthozoa; Actiniaria; Actiniidae. Gene Ontology annotation, cellular component: centrosome. The record is from RefSeq and is a predicted model, not a curated record. Gene Ontology annotation, biological process: microtubule anchoring.
AUUCCGCUCUCAAAAACUCAAAAUGUCGGCCGAAGAAGACACAGAACUGAGAGAUUUAGUGGCACAAUCACUGGAAAGCAAAGGAGUUCUAGGGAAAAUAAGGGCUCAGUUACGCGCAAGUGUGUUUUUAGCCUUGGAAGAGCAAGAAGAAGCAGAGAACAAGGUUCCUCUUUCAAACCCAAAUCUGAAGAAGUUUUUAAACACUAGUGAAGGACGACUCGUGGCUGGACUUGUUAAAGAAUUUUUGGAAUUUUUUGACUUGGAUUUUACAAUAGCAGUCUUUGAUCCAGAGAGCAGUUUUAGUGAUAGAUAUCAAGGAAGAAAUAAUCUGGCAAAUGAACUCAAGUUACAUGAAAUGGAUAGAUUUGCUGGCAAGCCAUUGUUGUUAGAGGUUGUACAGCGAAUGUUACAUGGAAGCAGCAACAACAGCACUGCAACUUCACAUGUAGGAAAGCUUCAACUGUCAAUCGAUGAAAGCCAGCCUGCCAUUAAGAGCACCUCACGACAGAAUGGACCACUCAGCCCUCGCAGCUCAAGUCCUUCGUCUGUUAAGGAAGAAGAAAAAAGUCACUCAGAAUUGAUGAUCAGUGCUGGAUUUGAAAGUGAUGAUGAUAUGAAACCCAGUAAGAUUCCUCAGAGAAUAAAAGAGGAGAAAUCAGCUAGCCUCAGUCAUGCAAGUGAGAAUGGAUUAGAUUCGUUUAGGAAUGAUAAACUAGACAUGAAAGAUGACAAGUCACUAUCAGACUCCAGAAAAGAAAAGAGUGGAAGAGGAAGUCCAGACAGAACAAUUGAUAGUGAUGAUGAUGAUAUCUUUUCUGACUUCCUGACCAAGCCAAAGUCAACUUUACAAGCAACCAAAACAAAAAAGACUGAAUCUGAGAAAAAGUCAUUAGACAGUAAGGAAACAGAUUCUAAGACUGCUGGAUAUCUCGCCUCUCUUAAAGGAGCCCCUUCCCUGAGCAGUGGUAGUGGAGGACUUGGAUCACUUAAAGAUGCGCCACCCUUACCUGGAACCGCUGCUAAAGCCAAUAAACAAAUCCCCAAAUCACCAGAGUGGAAUGACUUGGCUGACAUUGACAGCAGAAUAAAUAAAUUAGGAUUUGAUAUUCCUGGCGAAGAAAAAAGUACAAAUUCACAAGAGUAUGACUAUGAAGAUGACUUCCAGGCGUCAAGUUCACACCUGAGCGACCAUAGCUUGAGCUUGACAGAUGAAAUCGAAGAACAGCUUAGUAGUUACCAUAGCAACAGCAGUAAGGCUGACGACCCUUUAACAACUGACCGUACAGUAUCUCGUGCCAGUGAUAAUGGCUUGGAUUAUGCAGAAGAUAUUUUAGAUGAUUUCUGAUCAUUUUUUCCUUGUGAUCACAAAAUUUAGAUUUGAAUUUCCRGUAUUAUUACUUUGUGACAAUGUAUAUUUAUAUAUAAGGGUGUAUAUAGUAAUGUAUGUGCACCGUAUCUUUGCUUCAGAAUAGGACAUUUGCAUUAUGAGGUCAUAUGCCACAACUACCAUAAUAUCUUGCACACUUUCUUUUCCUUUGAUUGAUACCAAAUGCCAAAUGCCUCAUUGCUCUCAUAAAAAAGAAUGGUAAAGAAUUCUUGAAAUUGUAUAAAAUGUUUCCACCUCUAAAUGUAGCUACAGUCCUUUCAUACUUUACAGUCAACCGCUCAUUUGUCAAAAGGACUUCAUUUGGACUUGCAUGUUUUUCCUAUUUCACACUAUUUCAGAUGAUUACUUCUUUUAAUGGUUUUAGAGAGCUUUUCCUGUGACCAAGACAACUCAGACGGUCUGAGUAAGAAAUGUAUUUAUCAAUGGAAGCCAAGAAAGAAUUUAGGAAUUUAGCAUCGAUGAAGGAAUACCGGAGAAAAACUCUCGAAACAAAAGAAAGACCUAAUCUGCCCACAUGCAAUGUCAAAUCCAGGAAUCAAACCCGCCAGAGUGCAAUACCGCUACACCUGAAGCGCGAAAAGCGUUUUACUAAGGUGACGGCAAAGGAACUUGAAUUGAAAAUUAUAUAUACUGGCUGUCAAAACAAAACCAUGCAAAACAAGUUACAGUAGGGGUGGUACUCUAAACUCGAAAUUGGCGCCGCAGUUUUUAUAAAACCAGAUUUUGAUUUUAUUUCUUGCAACGUUUGCAUCAAUUUUCUUCAAAAACUCGCCAGGCAAAUUCUAUUGAACGUUGCCUUGUUGAGCAGCACCUUUGUUAUAUAAUAUGUUCCUUAUAAACCAGACUUAUCAGAAAUAAUGUAAGUACACUAUGAUAUACACAUUUAAGAAAYGUCGGUCGGAGAUCUGAGUUGGGCGUUCUGAGACUGAACGGAAUUUUUUUUCUUUUAAUGUUGUGUGGCUAAAAUGCAAGGAAUGACAUUCUUAUUUGAAGGUUAUGCUUCAUAUUCCAAUCUAAAAGAAAACUACGUUGCUCUGCUAUGAAUGUAUUUUACGUUUUUUUAAGCAGUGAACUAUAACAUUUUUGUAUUACAGUGUUAUUACACUUACAUAAUAUUYCUAUCAUUGAUGUUUACUCGCUCACUUUCAUUUUUGAAACUUUUUGUAUACGCAUGGAUCUAUACUACAUAUAUAAUCACUAUUUUCCCCCUUCCUUUAUUGGUUACUAUUAGGAAGGACUAUAAGGGCGCUUUGGUUCACAGUUGCCACAAAGUGUAAAUGUUAUUAUUAUAUUUAUUAUAUUAUUACAUUAUCAAUAUUUAAUCAAGAGUGAAAAGAACAUUUUAUUCAUAUAAUGCUGGGCAAGGGGUGGGGAUUUGACCUUUUUGUCCAAAAAUAUGUCAAAACCCAGAUCCCUGUGAACAGUUUUAUUCAAAGGGUUGAAGGUGUUCACUGACCCACACUAAUUGUGAUGCAAAUAAAUCGGUAAAUUAUAGAUAUAUUUCUAGACAAAAUGUAAAACAUUAAAGCUGAGAACAAAGGAAAUAAAAUCCGAUUGCAUAAAAUAGCAAA